Didymella exigua CBS 183.55 is the source of this 939-nucleotide messenger RNA. RefSeq lists its product as uncharacterized. The transcript is spliced from 2 exons. The record is from RefSeq and is a predicted model, not a curated record. NCBI's taxonomy places the organism in Eukaryota, Fungi, Ascomycota, Dothideomycetes, Pleosporales, Didymellaceae. The annotation marks the transcript as partial.
GUUCCUAGCCCUCUACUGUCUCCCACCACAGCCGCUGUCCGGGACGGUUCUUCCUUCGAUGGAGUCGAGGCCUCGUCCCUCAACGCCUGGAAGCCAUACUACCUGACUACACUCGAGGCAUUACCAACCAAUGUCCGUGCUAGGAUCCCUGCGCGAGGAGAGAUGACGACUUUCAGCCUCAAUUUCCUGUGCGCCUUUCUUGGCGGAAUUUCGUGGUCUCCAGGUCUGAUGUACAUGAACUCAAACAGCGAACGUCCUCUCCUGAAGAACCGCACCUACUAUAUGAUCGAUCCGACCUACGAGCCGUACUUGCCCAAAGCUCCUGGGGGACAUGGAGCUAAGUUGACCGCUUUCUUCAACAAGGCUCCGGAGGAAGUGUUUGACAACCUCCCGGAAGGCACCAACUCGUACACCAACGUGCCCAUGUUCGUUCAAGUCACGCCAGGCCGCUACGCGUACUUCGGCAACUACUCCCAGACGCGUUGGUCAGACAAGCUCGAUAACGACACCAUGAAGGCCCAUGUGCCUCAGGAGGUCAAGAAGCACAUUGCAGUAGAUCUAACUCACUCGGCCCGCGAGGCCUGGUUCACUCGAGAGCUGAAGAAGCACUUCUUCCCCAAACCCAGUUACGAAGGUGCCAUCCUGCUCCCUACUAGCGACGAUGCUACCACUCGCACGAUCGAUGAGGAGAAGCACAACAAACUGGUCGCGAGCGACGUCAAGGACUACGUUCACGAGCUUGUUGAAUGGGAGCGUGAGGCCGACAUGAGGACCGCCAUGAUCAAGGCCGGCCUCAUUCUCAACGCCUUUGACGCCGCUGACGCUGACGACUCGCCGGCUCUGCGCCUCUGGUGGGAGUACCUCGAGUGCGUUGAUUGGAAGGUAGACUUCUACAACAUGCUUGUGAACUUGCAGGCUCGUGAAAUCAACUCCAAGUAA